Messenger RNA from Lodderomyces theae, 846 nucleotides. RefSeq names its product Rex2p (gene REX2). Lineage: Eukaryota; Fungi; Ascomycota; Pichiomycetes; Serinales; Debaryomycetaceae. Bases 1 to 846 code for a protein of 281 amino acids. Gene Ontology annotation, cellular component: mitochondrion. The record is from RefSeq and is a predicted model, not a curated record. Gene Ontology annotation, molecular function: nucleic acid binding; 3'-5'-RNA exonuclease activity. The transcript has a single exon.
AUGUCAUCAUCAUCAUCAUCAUCAUCAUCAUUACACACUGCUCUGCCAUCAAUACCCCAACUGGAAGACAAAUCAGUACCCAUAAACUCAACCCCUAAAGCUAAUGUUGAACAACAACAACAACAACAAGAAGAAGAAGAAGAAGCGGUAAUGCCAACAACGCCAUCUUCUGCAACUCUGCCAAAGCUCUCCCUAUUUCAGUCUUUUUUGGCAUCAACUCCACCAUUACCCAAACGGCCACUAAUCUGGAUCGAUUGUGAAAUGACAGGGCUUGACGUAUUGGGGAGCGACGUUAUCAUCGAGGUCUGUUGUAUAAUAACCGAUGAGCAAUUGAAUAUUGUUGGUGAGCAGGAAUUUGAAACUACAGUAUAUUGUCCCAAACUGCAAUUGGAUGCCAUGGAUGAAUGGUGUACUACAACCCACACAAAUUCAGGAUUGAUUGCAAAAGUGCUAGCUCAUCGCGAGUCCACUAGUGACAAGGUUGAAACUGAUUUGUUAAAUUACAUACAACGGUAUGUGACAAAGCCUCGCGUUGGAGUACUUGCCGGCAAUUCAAUCCAUAUGGAUAAAUUUUUCAUGAUGAAGCAGUUCCCCAAAGUAAUUGAGUAUUUGCAUUAUCGUGUAGUUGAUGUGUCUACAAUUAUGGAAUUUGGCCAACGUCAUGCGCCAGAGUUGAUGAGUUACAGUCCCGGUAAAAAGGGAGCACACACAGCCAAAGCAGAUAUUUUGGAAAGUAUUGAACAAUUGAAGUGGUAUAGGAAGUAUUAUUUCAAGCUGGAUGAACAGAUUCAAGAUACCAUUAAGGAAUUUCAAGCUAAUGGUGUUCCUAAAAGGGAUUCUCUUUAA